Messenger RNA from Micromonas commoda, 849 nucleotides. RefSeq lists its product with no specific name. The record is from RefSeq and is a predicted model, not a curated record. Gene Ontology annotation, molecular function: RNA binding. The transcript is spliced from 2 exons. Lineage: Eukaryota; Viridiplantae; Chlorophyta; Mamiellophyceae; Mamiellales; Mamiellaceae. The coding region runs from base 1 to 849 and encodes 282 amino acids.
AUGGGCGGGAGCGACGACGAGAUGCACGACGCGGUGGCCGACGAGGGCGCCAAGGCGCAGGCGGAGGAUCAGCCCAUGGACGCGGAUUCCGACACCGACGACGAAGACCGCCGACCUAAGCGGACCGACGGCGACUCGGAGCCAUCGCCCCCACGGCAGCGUACUCCCCCGCGCGAACGAAGCCCGCGGAGGGACGAACCCAAGAAGGAAAAGCAGAACCCGCGCAAGAACCCCCCGAUGGAGAUGAUCAUCGGCGCGGAGGACGCCGCCUUCCUCGUCGGCACCGGCGGCAAGACCAAGGACAAGGUUGCGAGAGUCGCGGGCGCGAGGCUCGACCUCCUCGACGCCGACGACGGCAAGCAUCGGCUGGAGAUCUUCGGCAAGGACGAGAACAGGCGAAAGGCGAAGCAGUACGUGGAGUGGGUGCUGCGCCAGCGCGUGGGUCCCAUCACGGUGGACACCAGUGGUGCGCGAAGGGACGACCUGUCCAUCGUGAGCGUCCCGCUGGACUGCGUUGCGUACGUCAUGGGCAAAAACGGAGUCGUGCUUCGAAACAUCGAGGAGGAAUACGGCACGCUCAUGUUCUUCGGCAAGCCGACGAGCGGCGCCGAGGAGGGCGUCGAGAAGCUCAUGAUCCUGGGUAGCCGAAGGAGCAGGCGCGGCGCGGAACUGAAGGUGAUGAGCGCGGUGGAGCACAAGCGAAGAGGGUUCUUCGUGGAUGAGAAGAAGGAGCUUCGGAAGCGGUUGGAGCAGGUUGGCGACGGCGAGGGCGACGGGUGGGGAUACGACGUGUUCCCCUUCCACGACGACGAGUUCUCGUACGCGCUCGGUGCACAGGUGAGACACUAA